GCGACGACCAUGAAUGACCCUGGGCUUAUUGAUAUCCUCGUCGCUAUGUCAAUUGGUGCUUUUUCUGAAUGGCGAAAGCUGCCAAUAAGUUUGACUGAGCUCUGCAUCAAUACCACUCUCCGCUGUGGACAAUCAUUUCGAUGGCAGAAGUCCGGAGACAACGAAUGGAGCUGCGCCCUUUACGGUCGCAUUGUGACUCUGCGACAGGACCCCACCCAUCUCCAUUAUCGGUCAUAUUUUCCCCCAGCUCCACCUGCAUUACCGACUCCCGCAUCAUCCGUACCGGCAUCUAGAAGAGAAGCAUCUUGUGAGAAGGUUGAUGAUACAGAAGCAUUGAUCAACAACUACUUCAACUUGGACUUGAAUCUUACGGGCCUGUAUGAACAAUGGUCGACUGCAGAUCAAAAUUUCAAGAAGAAAGCUCCCCAGUUCACUGGUAUCCGUAUCUUACGACAGGAUGCUUGGGAGGCGCUUAUUUCGUUUAUCUGCAGUAGCAAUAACAAUAUAGCGCGAAUCUCACAGAUGGUAGAAAAACUAUGCUUGAACUAUGGACCACUAAUCGGAUACAUAGACAAGAAACCGUAUCAUGAUUUCCCACCUCCAAAUGCACUGGUAGGUCGCGAUGUGGAAUCUCGUCUCCGCGAGCUUGGAUUCGGAUAUCGGGCAAAGUAUAUCUACCAAACUGCGCUCAUUGUCGCCAAUCGUGAGGAGGGUUGGUUAAAUUCUCUCCGCAACCCUGAGUCUCCGUCGUUUGGCGCAAACCCGGCGCCUGCAGGAGAAAUGACAGAAGGGGGUAGAGAUGGCUAUCGAAAAGCUCAUGAAUUGCUCCUUGAGCUUCAGGGGGUUGGCCCAAAAGUCGCAGAUUGUGCAUGCCUUAUGGGUUUGGGAUGGGGAGAGGCCGUCCCAGUUGAUACUCACGUGUGGCAAAUUGCACAGCGUGAUUAUAAGUUUGGUAAAGGAAAGCAUAAAAGCUUAACCAAAGCUACAUACGAUGCUGUGGGCAAUCAUUUUCGCAACCUCUGGGGGAAAGAGGCUGGCUGGGCCCAUAGCGUCUUAUUCACGGCAGAUUUGAAAACGUUUUCGGAACGCCUAGUACCCAAGGUUGGAGUUGAUAUGAAAAAUGUCACAAAGGAGCACGGCAUAAAGACAGAGACGACAUCGCAUAUUUCAGUAAAGAGAGAAAUAUCUCACGAGUUUGAGGAAACAAAAGUACAGCUUGAAGAGGUGGAAACUGAAUUAAAAUCUGUUACGAAGAAACGACGAACCCGACGGGGCCGAUGAAUCUUCUUGCCAAUGGAAACUAGGAUAGCCUAUUUAUCCUUCAGCCUCAAAACUUGGCCUGACAUAUUAGACUACCCAAUAUCCCCCCAGUUUCAGUGAGCUCUGAGUACAGCCGCUGUUCCGUAUUUGUGCCUCGACACAUCACGUUUCGACGACGAAGUUCAACUAGAACGCGGGUGGAAAUAUUCACACCCAAAUCUAUCCACUACCACUCAGAUACGAUGUCACGCUCCUAGACGCUUCAGAGCGUGUUGCAUCUAGGAAUUAUCCCACAGUUAAACAAGUUGAGUAUCCCCAAUAGUAUGUAGCAUCUUGCCUAGGCACUCUGAAGAGGAAGAUUAACACUGCUGGCUCUUUAAGCACUUUUCAUGACCGCUGUAGUUGAACAUGGUUUGACGAAGCUGGAUAAAAUGAAACCACCAAGAAGUCAUAGGUUAGCCGUGAUGUUCAAUCAUCUGACCAGGUAGUGAUGCUGGCCAUUUUAUUCGGCUUUAGGUUAUUCAAUAAUGAAGAUGAAGUAGGUAGUCAUUUUUGCUUUAUAGGGGCUGUAUUUACGGCAGCAAUGGAGUAACAAGUGGGCGCAAGAAUAGAUAUAGUUCGAGAAAGAAAGGCUAUAGUACAUAUCAUCACCUGAAAUAAGAAAUGUGAAUGAACCGUGUGCUCUCAAUUGUUCAGUGUCCUCAUCGGACACAUUAGGCAGAAUAGCUUCGGCAGUCAAUUUUGUAUUAGAGUGUAAAAAACUCACGACAGUGGGACCCGUCGGGGACUAUGCUUGGUUUACCAACGGAAAAUGAGAGCGUGUAGUGCAAUUAAUCAGAAAUAUUGUACAAAUCCGCAACGAGCCCCGAACUACUUCUGUAAAAUAACAUGACAUUGUUCCUAUAUGGAAGUUUGUUCUAGCUUAUUCGCUCUGGACAAGCCUAAAAGAGAUACAUCGAACGAUUGCUGUUGCGGAUGCGGCUGCUGCGGUGGGUAAUAUUUGUGUGUUGGCGGGAUGGGUUCCCAGUCCAUUUGAUUUGGGCUAUGCGGGGGUUGGAGCGUUUCGAGAUACUGGUUGAGAAGAUUGAGUUCCUCCGUGACAAUUCUUUUGCGUUGGAGGAGAACGCUGUACACGUGUGGAGGUAGGUGGCGAUUGACCAUUUGUAAAUGGUCG
Messenger RNA from Blastomyces dermatitidis ER-3, 2434 nucleotides. RefSeq names its product N-glycosylase/DNA lyase. Gene Ontology annotation, molecular function: 8-oxo-7,8-dihydroguanine DNA N-glycosylase activity; damaged DNA binding. The record is from RefSeq and is a predicted model, not a curated record. Bases 10 to 1281 code for a protein of 423 amino acids. Lineage: Eukaryota; Fungi; Ascomycota; Eurotiomycetes; Onygenales; Ajellomycetaceae. Gene Ontology annotation, biological process: nucleotide-excision repair; base-excision repair, AP site formation; base-excision repair. The transcript has 4 exons. Gene Ontology annotation, cellular component: nucleus.